Molecule: messenger RNA, 1753 nt
Organism: Apis dorsata (giant honeybee)
Lineage: Eukaryota; Metazoa; Arthropoda; Insecta; Hymenoptera; Apidae
Gene: DNaseII
Product: plancitoxin-1
Exons: 7
Coding region: 77-1222 (381 amino acids)
Biological process (GO): apoptotic DNA fragmentation
Molecular function (GO): deoxyribonuclease II activity
Source: RefSeq, a predicted model, not a curated record
UAGCACAUUCUUAUAGUUACUUUAAUGCAGUGUGUCGAUCAUAAUGACAGUAGUGUUACUAUUUAAGAGCUAUUGAAUGAAUACCGAAAAGAUGCAGGUUUUAUUUUACGUGAUUGCAUUAUUAAUUGUAUGUAAUGUCACACAUGGAAACCUUUACAAUAAAUUACAAUGUAAAGAUGAAAAUAAUUUACCUGUAGAUUGGUAUGUGCUUUAUAAGUUACCAAAAAUUCAAACAAGUAGCAAUCCUUUAAUUAGAGAAGGUUUCGCUUAUUUGUACAUAACAAAUGUAACCAUUAGAUUAGGCUGGCAAUUGUCCACUAGGCCUAUCGGUUCGAGUAAUUCUAUGCCUGGAAUUACAUUAGCGCCUCUUUACAAUCGUGAAAACGAAAAGGAUAAUUUAUGGAAUUUAUAUAACGAUAGUCCGCCAAAUGCAUCUUAUGCAUGGAAUUAUGGUCAUACUAAAGGUGUAGUGAUGAUAAACAGUGAUCAAGGAUUUUGGUUAAUUCACAGUGUUCCAAAUUUUCCUCCAGUUCCUAUAGAAGGUAUGCAAACUCGACCAUUAAGAAGGGAAAAUAUAACUAUCGAUGGCAAAUAUAGUUAUCCAGAAAGUGGAACUUUAUACGGACAGAGCUUUUUAUGUAUUUCCCUUGGGAAUGAUCAGUUCGAUGUUGUUGGAGAACAAUUAAUAUAUAAUGAAAUAGCAGUAUAUGCAAAAAAUAUUCCCAAAACUCUUGGUAAAAAAUAUCCAGUAUUGAAGAAUGCAACCAAUCAAAAACAUUUUAAAAAUCCUCCAUAUACUCAUAAAGCCAUUAUAAAAUCUUUAGGAGAUCUUGAAUUCAUUUCGUUUGCUAAGAGUGGUAAAUGGGGAAAAGAUUUGUAUGGCGAUUUUGUAGCACCACAAUUACAAGCAGAUUUAUAUGUCCAGUCAUGGUUGAAUAGUCGAGGAAAGUUACCUACAGUUUGUACUCGUAGAAAAAUUUAUAAUGUUAAAAGUCUUAAAUUCGAAACAGUGAAUAUAGAUUAUAAUAGCAGUCACGAUCAUUCAAAAUGGGCAAUAACAGCCACUAAAAAAUCUAACAAUCAUUGGGUUUGCAUUGGUGAUAUUAAUAGAGCUGAUACACAAUAUUCACGAGGCGGUGGAACUGUGUGUUUCAAAAAGUUAUGGAAUGAUUAUCGUAAUAUUAUAAAUGAUGUAGAGCCUUGUCAUAAUACUUCAACAUGACACAAUAUAAAUAUUCGUGAUUUUUUAAAAUAAUAAUUACUUGAUGAAAAAUUAACAUACUAAAAAAGAUAUUAAAGUUAAACAAUAUUGUAUGUUUUAAUAAUAUAAAUUUACAUUAUAAUAGUAUAAAUGAAAGAAAAGAAAUAUGAAAAAAUAUUAUUUUUAAUAUGAAGUGCAAGUAUAGAGAUAUUGAUUUAAUAAUAUUUCAAUCGAUUUAUCUGUAUAAAUGAUGUUUUUCAAUAUUGUGAAUUUUUAUAACACCAAUAUGAGGACAUGAAGUAAUAAUCGUCAGAUUAACUGCAGUUUACUUGCAAGUAUAUAAAGAAGAGAUCUCAGUGGCUCUUUAUUACUAUCUGUAGAAUAAGGACGAACGACGGAGAUCAGAAGCAGUUCUUAAAUUGGAUUUUAUGAAAGGCGGCAGUGACUCUUUCUGCACCAACUCUCGUUUCGUCUUUCUUUUUCUCAGCCGUGCUUAUUGUCUAUCUAAGGAAAUUGCAGAGUAGCUCGUGCCGUUAAUGAAAGAAAAAAAAA